Messenger RNA from Anoplopoma fimbria (sablefish), 1319 nucleotides. It is a transcript of the gene mettl23, whose product is annotated as methyltransferase like 23. Lineage: Eukaryota; Metazoa; Chordata; Actinopteri; Perciformes; Anoplopomatidae. Gene Ontology annotation, cellular component: cytoplasm; nucleus. The transcript is spliced from 5 exons. Bases 258 to 947 code for a protein of 229 amino acids. The record is from RefSeq and is a predicted model, not a curated record.
GACGCGUCUACAGAAGCAGAACGCUGAUUGGAUGGGGUUUAGAUUGAGCCUUCCCGCCAGGCAUUUUACGGCAAUCUGAUUGGCUGUUGAAUCCUUUUCCCUGUACGACCCGGAAAUCGGCACAAGCAUGGCUGCUGGUGAUAUACUGUCAAUAUAGAUUGAUUAAAUGUCGUAAUACGAGUCCUGAUCAGAAGACAACAAGUAGGAAUACUAUCUGGAGAUGUAGUUAUGUAUUUAAGGGAGUAUUGAGCCGAACAAUGGAGCACAGUGGAGAGGAGACACCGAGCAGAGAGUUCACCUUCAGAGACAACAACAGUGAGGACUGCCUGUGUGUGUCCAUACCAGAGGUUCUGGACCCACAGUAUGGGAUGUAUGUGUGGCCCAGUGCCGUGGUGCUGGCUCAGUAUCUAUGGAAACGGAGAGAGGAGCUGAGAUUCAGCACAGUGCUGGAGCUUGGUGCAGGUGUGAGUCUACCAGGUGUGGUGGCGGCGAGGUGCGGUGCUCAGGUGAUCCUGUCUGACGGCGCUAAGACUCCUCUGUGUCUGCAGAACUGCCGGCGCAGCUGUGAGGCCAACGGGCUCCGAGACGUGGCCGUGGUGACUCUCACCUGGGGGGAGGUCUCACCUGAGCUCCUCCUGCUCCCAGAGCUCCACAUCAUCUUGGGAUCGGACGUUUUCUACGAGCCUCAGGAUUUUGAAGACGUCCUCCUGACUGUUGCUUUCCUUCUGAGGAAAAACCCCAGAGCUCAGUUCUGGACCACAUACCAGGAGAGGAGUGCUGAUUGGUCGAUUGAAGCGCUGCUCCACAGGUGGAAUCUAAACUGUGUCGACGUUCAGCUGGAAACAUUUGAUGCAGACGAAGCUGAGCUGGCUGGAUCGACUCUACCAGGAAACCACAGCGUCCUCCUGAUGAUCAUCACCCUGAGGACGGAGGAUGAGGUCAUGUGACACAACAUGUAUAGUUCUGUAGAAAAUGUUACAUUUUACAUCUUGUAAUAUGUAAACAAAAUGAGUUUACUGUCAUUAAAAUGAUGAAAUAUGAACCUACAUGACUGAAUCUCAUUUGAAACACAAAAAGUUCAGGUUUAUUUUGUCACAUUAAUAUCUGUAAACACCCCCGGUGGUGAAGGAGAGGUACUGCAGGUCCUUCCUUCCUGCUGCUGUCAGGCUGCACAACCAGCUCUGCUCCCAGCAGACCACAUGACACAUGACAAUAAAAACACUGUGCAAUAAUAGUUAAAAUAGUUUUUUUCUGUCUGUAAAUAUUAUAUUUCAGUUAUUGUGUUUUACUACUGUUUUUAUUGCUUAUUUAUAAUACUU